Molecule: messenger RNA, 1365 nt
Organism: Chenopodium quinoa (quinoa)
Lineage: Eukaryota; Viridiplantae; Streptophyta; Magnoliopsida; Caryophyllales; Amaranthaceae
Product: probable calcium-binding protein CML45
Exons: 1
Coding region: 732-1340 (202 amino acids)
Molecular function (GO): calcium ion binding
Source: RefSeq, a predicted model, not a curated record
AGGGUACACGGUGUAUUUGAAAAUUUUCAGAAGUACACUGUGCAUUCGUUAAAACCUUAAAGGUAUACAGAAUAAUUUUUUUUUUUUUAAUUUUAAGAUUUAAAUAAGUAAAAAUAAAGAAGAAGAAAAUACUUUUGGUUGUAACUUGCAGCAGUGUGUAAAUUAAUUUUUUUGUCCCUUGGUGGAGGAGUUCCGUCUUUCCAUUGUGUGCUUUUUUUUUUUUUUUGAGGAGUUCCAUUGUGUUUAUGUUCUAUUAUUUUGUUUUUCGUUUUCAUUUUUGUUUCAUUAUCUAUUUUUAUUACUAUCUUGUUUUGAAAGAAAUAGACAAAAGGAUAAUCUAAUGGGUUAGGAGAAAAGUGGUCCAUAACAAAAGUCUACCUCAUAUUAUUGACUUGCUUAACGCGACAUACUUCCACAACAUACAUAGGAAACUUCCAAGUUCGUCUUAGAUACAUUUCUUAUACGAAUCCUAAAUUAUUAAGUAAUUUAUCAUCACAAAUUUCAACCUAUUUUGCUCCAACCUUCUAAUCCAACUUCAAAGCAAAAUCCAUGAACUUUCCUUGCACCUAAACCAUCUUCAUGAUCUUUUCUAACCCUUUAAAAAGUUCAUCAUCCUAUUAUAUAUAUUUAGAUCAAGCCAUGCCUAUUUUCCAUCAUCCAUCAAACAAUUUGCGAAUUUCCUCCAUGCUAGCAAAGCUGUAAUAUUCGAUAAACAAGUUAAUAUUUUUACAAUGGAGAAGGCAUCAUCAUCAUCAUCAUCUUACAACACACUUUCCUCAAAUUUCCUUGAUUUAAUUUUCCUACAUGUUAUUUUUGACUUGAAACAUAACUUGUCAAAUUUCUUCACGAGUUCUUGGUCACUUUUCCAUGCAAAGUUUCAUUUCUUCAACUCUUCUGAGGCCGUCAUGUUUGAGCCAAAGAGCAACAACAUUAUUGUAGGGAAGCAAUCUUCGAUUAGCUCUAACGAUGUAGUAUCUAUUGAUCAUGAUGAUGAUUGCUUGUUUGGACGCGAUAUAGACAUGAUCAUGGAAAUACUUGGAAUUCAACAUUGUUUUGAAGGAGAAGAGCUUCAAAAGAAGUGGGGUUGUAAAGAAUUAUCUAAUAUAUUCGAAGAUGAACCAAGUUUGGAAGAGGUAAAAGAAGCUUUCGAUGUAUUUGAUCAAAAUAAAGAUGGGUUUAUAGAUGCAGGGGAAUUACAGAGAGUGCUAUGUGUUUUAGGGAUAAGGAAAGGGGUAGAGUUGCAAGAUUGUAGAAAAAUGAUUAAGGGUUUUGAUCAAAAUAAUGAUGGGAAAAUAGAUUUUAAUGAGUUUGUAGGGUUUAUGUUAAAGACUUUUAAUUGAAAUAUAUAUUUCAUUUUUUUAUGAA